This is a messenger RNA of Parasteatoda tepidariorum (common house spider), 2068 nucleotides long. RefSeq names its product ecdysoneless cell cycle regulator (gene ecd). The record is from RefSeq and is a predicted model, not a curated record. Gene Ontology annotation, cellular component: nucleus. NCBI's taxonomy places the organism in Eukaryota, Metazoa, Arthropoda, Arachnida, Araneae, Theridiidae.
AUAAACAUAUCCCUUUUUACAAUUAACAAAUACUAAGCAUGGCUACUAGUCGAUCACUUGAAAAUACUGUAAUUUAUAAAUUAUUUCCUAGGAUUCAUGAAGAUGUUAAUAGCAAUUUAAACACGGUCGAUAAAUUAGAAAUAGCUGCUGAAAAUUAUGUUAAUAAAAUUCGUGGUUUUUUAGAACGCUACAUUUGGCAAAAUGAUCCAUUCAAUUUACAUGUCUCUGAAAUAGCUACAGUACCUCACCUUGAAGGAUUGACCUGUUAUGAAGAUAACGUGGAAGAUGAAUGGUUCAUAGUCUAUCUUCUCUUUUACUUAACUGAAAAGGAUAAAAAUUUAAUUGUGCAAAUCGAAGAUGAGGAUGGAGACUUUUUGCUUAUUGAAGCUGCUGAAUGUUUACCAAAAUGGUUGAAUCCAGAUACAAGUGAGAACAGGGUAUUUAUUUAUCAAGGCUCCUUGCACAUAAUUCCCUUUGAAGUCUUACCAAGUGGUACGCCUUCUCUCUUGGAUGCUUUGACAGCUAUUCAGAAUUUCUCCUCCACUACAAAAGCCGCAAACAGUGUUCGAAAAGUUAUUCAAAACAGGAUAUCUGGAUAUCCUCAUAAAAUUGAUGAAUUCAAACAUAGAAGUCAUUGCUAUGUGCCAUGUUCAAUUGCGGCUAUUUUGAAAGAAGACCCUCAACUGGUUGCUCCUGCCGUCAAAGCAUUUUACCUCAGAGACCCCAUUGAUCUUAAGGCUUGUAUGGCCAUGAAAUAUUUUGCUCCAGAGACUUGUGUAAUGACUGAGGUUGUAUUCACAAGGUGCCUGUAUGCUCAAUUAUCCAGUCAGGAAUAUGAACCAGACAAAAGAACCGGUUGGAAUCUCCCUUCUCCCAGUAGUGCACAGUUGAAAGCUUGCAAACUCGGCAUGAAGUUGGCAUGUGGUUUUGAGAUUUUGGCUGCUGGUGUUGAUAAACUGAUAGCAACAGAUGAUGAACUUGAUUAUAAUUCGGAUGUUAGAUGGAAGCGUUUCUUAAAAAGCCUUCAAGAUAGAGGUUACUUUCGGGGAGAAAUUGAAGGCACCCCCGCAUAUCAGCGACUUCUAUUUCAAGCUCAAGAUUUUUAUGUGUCUUCUUUGAGAAGAAAAGACAACUGCAAUCAGCAUCCAGGAUUGCGCAUUCAAAAACUUCUGCAGUCUGUGAAUUUCAAAUACGAGGAAAUGGUAGAAAAAGAGAAGCAGUUGAAACCUCCAGAUGAUGAUAGUUGGAUGGAUAUUACUCCUGAAGUGUUGGAUUCUAUGUUAGAGAAAAUGGCAAAACAACAGCAACCGGCUGAAAUAGCUGAGAGCAUAACGGGUGGAUUGAAAACCUUUCUACAACAGGAAUCUGGAUUAGAUGGUGUUGCACCUAAAAACACCAAGAAGCAGAAAAUAAAUUUUGAUGCCGACGCUUUUACAGAAUCUGUCAACAAAAUACUUGAUUUUAGAAUACCUGAAAUGGCAGGGGAUAGCUCGAGUUCAUCAAUGGAUGGCUACUCUGACGAUGAUGAUGGUGAUGUUUCUCUUAGCAACAACUGUACUGAAAAGCUUGGUUCUGAAGUUCUCAGUGAACAGAUGCAGUCUUACAUGGAGGAGAUGGAUCGAGAACUCGCCAAAACGAAUAUUGGCUUAAGUUUUGAAAAACUACCACAGCCGACAACAAAGAAGGCUCCUUUAGCCAAUUCAGAUAUUGAUUCGGAAGACGAUGACUUCCAACCGGUGGACGUUGAUUUGAAUGCUUUGAAAAAUAUUUUGGAAUCUUAUUCGAGUGAACAAGGAGUACCAGGGCCCAUCAGCACUCUCUACACUUCAAUGGGAAUGCAACUCCCACACAAUGAUGCAUCCUGAAUUAUUUUAUUUGCUCAUCAAUCGCUUAAGUGAACAAAUCUUUCUUGCCAAGUUAAGAUAUUGUAAAUAUAUAUUUGUGUUUAUGUUGUCUUCAGAUGUUUUUACAUUUUUGUUUUACUCUGUAUUCUAAGUGAGAGCAAAAGGCACUCUAUUUAUUUUACUUUAAAAUUUUUACAUUCAAAAAUAAAACUUUCUGUUCUGAA